Eremomyces bilateralis CBS 781.70 is the source of this 891-nucleotide messenger RNA. Its product is annotated as Ulp1 protease family protein. The transcript is spliced from 3 exons. Gene Ontology annotation, molecular function: deNEDDylase activity; cysteine-type peptidase activity. Gene Ontology annotation, biological process: proteolysis. The record is from RefSeq and is a predicted model, not a curated record. NCBI's taxonomy places the organism in Eukaryota, Fungi, Ascomycota, Dothideomycetes, Eremomycetales, Eremomycetaceae. Bases 83 to 694 code for a protein of 203 amino acids.
ACUAUGACGUGCGACGUGAGGAUUCUCCGAUAUCGAGGCGAUGGACCGAAGCUGACAUCUGGUCCCAGUAACAAGAGAAGAUAUGGAUUGCAUCAAAAACGACUGGCUGACAGACAAUGCCAUUGCCUUUUGGGAAGAAUGGCUGGAGCAUGAGGAAUUAAAGACGUACUCAAAAGCGCAAAUCGUCCUCCUUCGACCUAGCAUGUCGUUCAUGUUAAUGACUACGAAGCAUCCCUCUACUAUAAAAGACGCCUUGCCGCAAUUCGACAAAACGACUCAUAUCUUUCUCCCGAUAAACGACAGCACGAACCCCGCCAUUUCAGAAGGCGGUUCUCACUGGUCUCUCCUACUCGUUUCCCUUCUCGACGGCGUCGCCUUUCACUACGACAGCCUGGAUCAUUCCAACAGGCGCGAGGCCCAAACGGUGACCUCGAAGCUCCAGUCGCUUCUAGGCAUGCAGUUAAGGUUCAAAGAGAUGGACUCCUGCCCACAACAGGCGAAUGGAAGCGACUGUGGGGUGUAUGUCUGCCUGAUCAUGCGUCACCUACUGCUGAAACGCUUGCUCCAAGCAGACAGUCGUGCAAGGGUGCCAAUGACGCUGUCCAGUCGAGAGAUCAAUCCCAGUUAUGGCCGGAAAGAGAUGUUGAAGAUCAUCGAAAGUUUGAGGAGGGAGGGGGAGAAGAGACGGUCGUGAGUUUUUCUAUUCGUAAUUUCAUGCCUUGCCUUUCAUUUGCAUUCGAAAGCUAACCAUCGUCCCUUCUCAGUCGAAGUGCGAGCCCCUUUCGUACCGGCACUAGCAAAUCGAGAAGCCCACCGCGAAUAGGCGAUGAGCAACUAAUGAAACCACCUAGUCGGUAAAAAUGGCCGAAUCCGUACGUUUGCAUCUCUCCG